Molecule: messenger RNA, 1014 nt
Organism: Physeter macrocephalus (sperm whale)
Lineage: Eukaryota; Metazoa; Chordata; Mammalia; Artiodactyla; Physeteridae
Gene: SMIM30
Product: small integral membrane protein 30
Exons: 3
Coding region: 163-339 (58 amino acids)
Source: RefSeq, a predicted model, not a curated record
AGACUCCGCCCUGCUCGCCAUUCCUGUAAUGGCUGCUUCCUGGAAGGCGCUGUCACGUGGAACCUCUUAGCCUCAGCAUCCUGAACUGAUAGAAUUAAACAAAAACCGCUUUCUUUGGAACCUUCAGCCUUUAAGAACCAGUCACCUCAAGAUCUCAACAUCAUGAUCUCAGUUUCAACACAAUUGUUCCUAGUCUUUUCAUUGCUUCUGGUGCUGCCUGUUGUUGAAGCAGUAGAAGCCGGAGAUGCAAUCGCUCUCUUGUUAGGUGUGGUUCUCAGCAUUACAGGCAUUUGUGCUUGUUUGGGGGUAUAUGCACGAAAGAGAAAUGGACAGAUGUGACUUUGAAGGGCCUCCUGAAUCAAACCUUGCCCUGAAAACCUCUGUGCUAUUGAGGUUCAGAACUGAGUUUUGGUGUCUGAAAGUUCUCAAGAAACAGUAAAUAGGGUAGCUUCAUAGUCUUGGUUAUUUCCCUAUAAAUAGGAACAAAUUGAUAUAUUAUGUUAAAUGGAAAACAAAACGUUUUCUUCACAACAAAUAAUGAACUGAAAAAUGCUGUCUGUAAUUUGCAUUUGCUAGUUAGAAAGAAGGUCAAAGAAGUGAGAUGGCUGAACUUUGCACAAGUAAUAUUUCAUAGUUUCAGAAUUCUCAAUAAGAAGAAAACUCUUGCCCAGAAUCCUAGGAAAUUGCCACUGUUUAGUUAUAAUCACUGCCUCCUGCAUCACUGAGGAGUCUUUUCUCCAUAUUUUUAAUGCAUUUUUGUUUUGUUAUCUCCCAAGUUAAUAUUGUACCUAGAUAUUAAAUACAGUUGGUCAAAAAUUAAAACAUCUCUUUGUGGGGGAUAAAGUUUAGAAAAUGUAUUCGAUGUAUCUAACAUUGAAAUGGAGAAAAGAUUUAAUGUAAAAAAAUACUUUAUAUUGACAUUGAAAUGGAGAAAAGAUUUAAUGUUUAACAAAAACAAAAAAAUCUUUAUAAACUGCUAACGUCUCCAUGGUGAGAAGUACUAUAUUAAAUAUA